UUUUUUUCGAUUUUUCACUGAUUCCCGAUUUUAAAAAAAUUUCCAGCUAAAAGAUUUAUUGCCGAUUAAGAUUUUUACAUAUUUGAUUGAAACCCUCAAGUAUCCCUGAUUUUGGUGAGACAUACGGGCUCUCCCUAGUCAGAAGAGUUUGUUUUGGUGGUAGAACUCCGGUUUGUGAAACCCUAGCGCACUAUUAUUUCUGGGCUGUACGCAUUCAUUGGGUUUGGAGACCAAAUUAGAGGAGAAUCUCAGUGCUGAAGACUCAGAUCUGGAAUCAUCGACAGCUGCAAACCCUCAAUUUUUGAGCACUUUGUGGACGGCUACUAAGGAGCACAUAAAAUAGACCUAGUAUCGACCAUUUUUGCAGCUUAGAGCCACUUUGAGGGUCGGCUAGGGUUUGGAAAUCAUUCUGAACCUGAGGCAAUCUCUGUUGAUAUUAAACAUUUUGAAGUGGGCAUUGAAGAAAUAUAUUGAACUAUUGCAAAUAUUCAGUCCAGCUUAUCAUGGGCACUGAAGUGGUCAAAAUGGGUAUUUUGGGUAACUCUGUUUGGAAUAGAAACUCAAGCAUCAUGCCACAAACACCACAAUCAAAUGGAGUUUCCUGUCAGAAGAAAUGUAGAAAAGGAGAAGAUGGCAGGGCCUAUCCAUCUUAUAGAUCUUUUAGUGUAAGAGCAAGAUUGGUUACUGGAAGAGUUCCAUCUUCUGGUCCAGCACAAUUAUCCAAGGCUGCUGAGACCAAGCACAACUUUGUGGAUCCUAGUUUGAGUGAACUUGAUCCUGAAAUAUAUGCAAUUAUUGAGCAAGAAAAGCAGCGCCAGUUUAAAGGCUUGGAACUUAUUGCUUCUGAGAAUUUUACAUCUCGGGCAGUGAUGGAAGCCGUGGGAUCAUGCCUAACAAAUAAGUAUUCAGAAGGCCUUCCUGGAAAGAGAUACUAUGGUGGCAAUGAAUUUAUUGAUCAAAGUGAGAGGCUUUGCCAGGGUAGGGCCUUGGCAGCAUUCUGUCUUGACAACAGUAAAUGGGGCGUUAAUGUUCAGCCAUUAUCUGGCUCCCCAGCUAACUUUGCUGUCUAUACUGCUCUUCUCCAUCCACAUGAUCGUAUAAUGGGCUUGGACCUACCACAUGGAGGGCAUCUGUCUCAUGGGUUCAUGACUGCAAAGAGACGAGUAUCUGCUACAUCUAUUUAUUUUGAAUCCAUGCCAUACCGUUUGGAUGAAUCCACAGGACUCAUUGAUUAUGAAAUGCUUGAGAAGACAGCUACCCUUUUUAGGCCAAAGCUCAUUAUUGCUGGUGCUAGUGCAUAUCCUCGAGACAUUGAUUAUCCUCGCUUCCGGCAGAUUGCAGAUUCAGUUGGGGCUUUCUUAAUGAUGGACAUGGCACAUAUAAGUGGACUGGUAGCUGCUUCUGUAAUGUCCAAUCCAUUUGAUUAUUGCGAUGUUGUGACAACGACGACACAUAAGUCUUUAAGAGGCCCUCGAGGAGGCAUGAUAUUCUUUAAGAAGGAGCCGGUGUUGGGCAUUGACCUUGAGACAGCUAUCAACAAUGCUGUUUUUCCAGGAUUACAGGGAGGACCGCAUAACCAUACUAUAGGAGGACUGGCUGUGUGUUUGAAGCAAGCUGUAACCCCAGAGUUUAAGGCAUAUCAACUACAGGUUGUAGCAAAUUGUCGAGCCCUUGCAAAGAGACUCUUGGAUCUGGGUUACACAUUGGUGUCGGGUGGGAGUGACAAUCACCUUGUCCUUCUCGAUUUGAGACCCUUGGGCAUAGACGGUGCAAGAGCAGAAAAGGUUUUGGAUGCCUCUUCAAUUACGCUGAACAAGAAUUCUGUACCAGGUGAUAAAAGUGCUAUGGUUCCAGGUGGUAUUCGUAUUGGGACCCCCGCCUUGACUACCCGAGGGCUUCUUGAGGGUGACUUUAUUAGAGUUGCAGAUUUAAUACACGAGGGAAUACAAAUAGGAAUUAAGGUGAAGGGUUCAGUGCAAGGUACAAAAUUGAAAGACUUCACAGAAUUCAUUGAGUCGGAUGACUUUAAACAACGAAGUGACAUAUCUGAUCUUAAAAGGCAAGUUGAAUCAUUUGCUAGCCAAUUUCCAUUACCUGGUGUCGGCACUGAAAGCCUUCAAUAGGGGUUAUUAAGUACUUAGUAUUUAUAGUCUGACAGAUGCUAUUUUAUGAGAAAAGAAAGGUUGUUUCUUGCGGAUAAUAGAGGUUUGCCGGACAGGAUUGGUACCUUAUGUAUACAAAUGGGAAAUGCUGGGAUCUAUAUUGUUCCUCAUUUUAGUUUUAAGAACCAUGAUACAUAAGUGAUGCAUGCCAAUUUUCUGUCAUCUAUUUUGGCAAACGAUUUAAAUUUUGUAUGGAUUCUCUGCUAAUAUUAUUACAUCUUUUCCCCGUUUCA
This is a messenger RNA of Cryptomeria japonica (Japanese cedar), 2395 nucleotides long. RefSeq names its product serine hydroxymethyltransferase 3, chloroplastic. The record is from RefSeq and is a predicted model, not a curated record. Bases 504 to 2123 code for a protein of 539 amino acids. The transcript has 12 exons. Gene Ontology annotation, molecular function: pyridoxal phosphate binding; glycine hydroxymethyltransferase activity; serine binding. NCBI's taxonomy places the organism in Eukaryota, Viridiplantae, Streptophyta, Pinopsida, Cupressales, Cupressaceae. Gene Ontology annotation, cellular component: cytoplasm. Gene Ontology annotation, biological process: L-serine catabolic process; tetrahydrofolate interconversion; folic acid metabolic process.